This is a messenger RNA of Pichia membranifaciens NRRL Y-2026, 2313 nucleotides long. RefSeq lists its product as hypothetical. Gene Ontology annotation, cellular component: 3-isopropylmalate dehydratase complex. The transcript has a single exon. The record is from RefSeq and is a predicted model, not a curated record. Gene Ontology annotation, molecular function: 3-isopropylmalate dehydratase activity; 4 iron, 4 sulfur cluster binding. Gene Ontology annotation, biological process: L-leucine biosynthetic process. The coding region runs from base 1 to 2313 and encodes 770 amino acids. NCBI's taxonomy places the organism in Eukaryota, Fungi, Ascomycota, Pichiomycetes, Pichiales, Pichiaceae.
AUGUCAACGCUUUACGACAAGGUCUUCAAAGAUCACAUUGUGCACCAGGAUGAUUCUGGCUCUUGUUUGAUCUACAUCGACAGACAUUUAGUUCACGAGGUGACUUCUCCACAGGCUUUUGAGGGCUUGAAGACUGCCAGCAGAACUGUGAGAAGACCAGAUUGCACUCUUGUCACGGUUGACCACAACAUUCCAACAAUUUCAAGAGUAAACUUUAAAAAUGUGAGUACCUUCAUCGACCAGGAAGAUUCAAGACUUCAAGUUGAAACCUUAGAACAAAACAUCAAGGACUUCAAUUUAGCGUAUUUCGGUAUGACUGACGACAGGCAAGGUAUUGUCCACGUGGUGGGUCCAGAACAAGGGUUCACUCUUCCAGGUACUACUGUUGUAUGUGGUGAUUCCCACACCUCCACCCACGGUGCAUUCGGUGCAUUAGCCUUUGGUAUUGGUACCUCCGAAGUCGAACACGUUUUGGCAACACAGACUCUCAUCCAAGCAAAAUCGAAAAACAUGCUUAUUAGAAUUGAUGGUGAACUCAUGCCAGGGGUGACGUCCAAGGAUUUGGUGCUCCAUGUCAUUGGUGUCAUUGGUACUGCUGGUGGUACAGGUUGUGUCAUUGAAUUUGCUGGUAAGGCUAUCCGUGACUUGAGUAUGGAAGCUAGAAUGUCCAUCUGUAAUAUGGCUAUUGAAGCUGGUGCAAGAGCAGGUAUGAUUGCCCCAGAUCAAAUUACAUUCGAUUACAUAAAGGGAAGGCCAUUGGCUCCAAAAGAUGCAGAAUGGGACAAAGCCAUCAACUACUGGAGCUCAUUAUAUUCAGAUGAAGAUGCGAAGUUUGACAAGGAGGUAAUCAUUCAGGCAAAAGAUAUUGUUCCAACCAUUACUUGGGGUAACUCUCCUCAGGAUGCUCUUCCAAUCACAGGCAAGAUUCCAGAUCCAAAGGAUUUCACGGAUCCAAUAGCUAAAAGUGGUAUUGAAGCUGCUCUCAACUACAUGGGUUUGACCCCAAAUACCCCAUUACAAGAUAUCAAAAUUGACAAAGUUUUCAUCGGUUCAUGUACAAACUCUCGUAUUGAAGAUUUGAGAGAGGCUGCUAAAGUUGUAGUAGGUCAUAAGAAGGCAGAGAACAUCAAAUUGGCUCUAGUCGUCCCAGGUUCAGGUUUGGUGAAAAAGCAAGCUGAGACUGAAGGUUUGGAUAAGAUUUUCGAGGCUGCAGGCUUCGAAUGGAGAGAAGCAGGUUGUUCAAUGUGCUUAGGUAUGAACCCCGAUAUCCUUGAUCCAUAUGAGAGAUGUGCUUCUACCUCCAAUAGAAACUUCCGUGGUAGACAAGGUGCCCUUUCGAGAACUCAUUUGAUGUCCCCUGCUAUGGCUGCAGCCGCAGGUAUUAUUGGUCACUUCACAGAUAUCAGAAACUUCCCAUACAAAGAAUCUAAAGAUUCUCCAAAGAUCCAGUUAGGUGGUGAGGAAGAUAAAGAACUUCAGGAUGCUGUUUAUGCACAUGAGAAAGCACCAAUCCCAGCCAAGGAAACAGAAUCUGAAAAACUUGCAGAUGAGAUCGAUGAUAUCCCUCCAAACUCUCAAUCCGCUAGUAAGGAAAAGCCAGCUGCAGUAGCAGCUUCUAUGGAGAAAUUCACUAUUUUGACUUCUGUUGCUGCACCAAUGGAGAAAGCAAACAUUGACACAGAUGCUAUUAUUCCAAAACAAUUUUUGAAAACUAUCAAGAGAACUGGCUUAAGCAAAGGUCUUUUUUACGAUGCUAGAUUCACAAAAGGCUCAGAUGGUAAGGAUGUUCCAACCGAUUUUGUUUUGAACGUCGAGCCAUAUAACAAGGCAAAUAUCAUCUGCUGUACAGGUGACAAUUUUGGUUGUGGGUCUUCCAGAGAGCACGCUCCAUGGGCAUUAAAAGAUUUUGGUAUCAAAUCCAUUAUUGCUCCUUCCUUCGGUGACAUUUUCUACAACAAUUCUUUCAAGAAUGGUUUACUGCCAAUCAGACUUCCACAAGAAGUGAUCAAGGAAAAGAUCUACCCAAUUGCAAAAGCUGGAAAGCAAAUCACUGUUGAUCUAGUUGAACAACAAAUUAGGGGCCCAGAUGGUGAUAUUUUGGUAGAGAACUUCGAGGUAGAACCUUUCAGAAAGCAUUGUUUAGUUAACGGACUGGAUGAUAUUGGAAUCACUUUAACCAAAUCCAAAUAUAUUGAUGAAUAUGAGGCAAAGCGGAAAAAUGUCUUUUCAUUUAUCGAACCAGGCUGUUCUGUCGUUAUUCCUGUCAAGGGUACUAAGAAGUCCCCUUAUGGUAACACUGCCCAAGAGUGGUAA